CGAUGAAAUGAAAUCGCGCAAAACCUCAAUCUCCAUAACGAUUUUCAUUUUCCCUUACAAUUUUCCACCCACCCCUGCACCUAACGACACGGCCGUUCAUCGAAGGGUGCGCUUCCAGAAGGGGCGAAAAUCAACGCGAGGCGCAGGCGCCUGCCCUCUCGUCUACGAAAUUACACUACACUAUUCCUGCUUUUAAGUACACCAAACCCGACGCAACAUACACAAAUACAUUACCAUCACCUACAUUCGUAUUACCAGUAUUACAAUUAUAAUAUAACACACGAAAAUAACGCAGUGAUCUAUGAAUGCUUCAGUUCGGAGCCCGCUCGAUAUAUCGUCGAAAACGCAACUUUAUUGGAACAAACGCGUAGUUAGUGCAACAAUAAAGCCCUAAGUUAAAAAAGCAAAGUGAUCAAAGAAUGCUCGUACAGUUCACGGGACCCGCUCGAUGUAUGUGCGUUAAUUAAAAUUAAAUUGGAUGAAACGUGCGUAAGUGAGUGCUUUUACUAAUAAUCAAAUAAAUAUAUUCUCCUCGCAUUCAACGUGCUGAUUAAUUAUUAAAAUCACGGCAUACCCGACGAAUUAAAUGCGCGUAAAUAAUAUUAAUAAUAAAUUAACAAACGGUGACCGUUCGAUGCGUGCCAAUCGAAGCGGUUGACGAAACCGCUGGAUAGUCGGAAUUGAAAAUUGGGAAAACUCGUCGGUGGAAAAAGCGCGGAAUUCGAUCAUUUUCGCGUGCACUUCCGCCAUUUGUGGGUCAAUAAAUCAACAAAAAAUGACCGGGAGGAGCGCUGCACGGCGGAGUCGUCGCGAAUUUUCACCGAAAACAAACGCCUGAGGAAUGAAUGAACAUAAUGAAUGACGAAAUGUGCAGUUUGUGAUUUCCACGGAGAUAAUGCUAGUGAAACAACGGUUGUGAUUUUUCCUUAGUGUGAUGAAAAAGUUUCCUUUGAUAUAUUCGAUCGUGACGGUGAUAUAUAAUUAAGAUUAUUUUCCUAAUGUUUGAGACAAUGGCCGUGAUGGAGAGGAAAUUGCGCACGACAAUCGUCGGCGUGCCCCCAUGGCGCUGUUAAUGCGACGUCUAUUCGUAGACGCACAGGCAAAGCUUCGCAGAAUGGUAGAAGAACAUUCCUCGGACCUGUCCGCCCGGAUAGAAUCCGAUUACCCCGCAGCCACCCCCGCUUGCGCCGGCCCCGACGCCAAAAUGACCGACUGCACCGCCCCAGCGCGUGUGCCCGCCAUCGCCCACCAACCCGACGACAAACCCGCCGAAAUCGACGCCAAAUCGACGGCCGCCGAGCUCCCGCCGCCCGACAAAAACGGCGUCGCGAAGAAAUUCAAGUCGAACCAAGAGGAAUCCGACAAGGACGACCCGCCGGAAGAUGAUCCCCGGGAAGCUGAUGUACCGGUGGAGGAAACAGCCGCCUCGAAUCCGCUAAAGAGCAGCCGGUCGUCGCUCGAAACCGGCUCGGACUCGCCCAAACCGGGCUGCAGCAGCCAACUCGACGUCGACAUCGCGGAUUCUUCGUCGCCGCGGUCGCCGCGCAGCUCCGACGGCAACCACCGCGACGACCUGUCGGCGCUGCUGCCGUCGCCGUCGCGCUACGCCAAGCCGUCGGCCGACGCGGCGACGGCCACCGUCCGGCGCGUCCGGCAGGAGAACGAGCGCCUGCAGGCGGAGGUGACGCGCCUGAAGCGGCUCGUCGUCAGCGGCGCCACCUCCGCCCUCGCCGAGAGGAAGCUCCGGGCCGCCGACGGGGAGGCCGAGGAGGCCAACGAAGGCGGCGCCGCCUCCGCCUUGGAGCUGGAGCUGCAGCUGGCCAGAGAGGCGCUGUCUACCCUGAAAGCGGACAAAAGACGCCUGAAAGCCGAGAAAUUCGAUCUACUCAAUCAAAUGAAACAGUUGUAUCUGACGCUCGAAGACAAAGAGAAAGAGUUGCGCGACUUUAUCAGAAGUUACGGCCAGCGGUCGAGGGACAACGAUACAUCGAUGCAACAACUCUCCACCGAACGAGAGGAAAGAGAACGAGAACGAUGGAGUUUGCUGCGGCACGCUCGAGACGAGGCCGAAAGGAGUUUAUCCCUCGCAGCCCAGCUCAACGCCAAGGAGCUGCAGCUUCAACAGGCCCAGGACCAGCUACAAGAGGCCAGAAGAUUAUUGGCGUCGAGCGGCUGCCUCUCCGACCAGGAGUCGCUGGCGUCGUUGCCGCGGCACAACAUCAACGGCGGCGCGCUGACGCCGGGCUCCGGCGGCCUGUUGUCCGGCCACCACGGGCUGGGCCAGCUGCCCGGCGACCGGGGCAGCUGCAGCGCCGAUUCGGGCGUGAGGGUGAGCUCGGACAGGGAGAGCGGCGCCACCUCGGUGGCCGGCAACCUGUCCGAUUCGACGACGGACGGCGCGCCCACCGUGACGCUGGGCGGCGGCGACGGCCACAAGGACGUCGAUUCCAUAUCGCUGAUGUCGUCGGUGCCGCCGCCGCACAUGUACCAAUCUUCGACCAAAGACUGCAGCCCGACGCUGUCUCCUCUGAAUGCGAACGCGUUCUCUAGGUCAGUAGAUCCGGCAUCUUAUUCAAGAUCCGUGGAACAACUCAAUUCACCGAUGGAACCAGAACCAAUCACCGUAGGUAGACGGAUCAAACAAUCCAGCAGGCCGUCGAGCGGAAGGGGCGGCACUUGGGGCAGCAUAUCCAGGGUGUUCGCCAGAUCGAGACACCGGAAUAAAUCCAACUCUUUGCAAGAAACUAGUGAAUCGUACGAUCCGUACAGAAGUUGGUCCCCGUUGACAGAAGAGGGCUACGCGGAGAAACUAAGACUGCUUAGAGAAGCGAACAGCAUACCGAUGGAGCGAUGGAGAGCCUCCACGGUACUGGCUUGGUUGGAGAUAGCUUUGGGUAUGGCCCAGUACGGGACCAGAUGCGCGGAGAACAUCAAAAGCGGAAAGAUUGGUCCUUUGCAUGGUCAGGUGCUCUUGGAGCUGAGCGACUUGGAGUUGGAAUGCGGACUGGGGGUGACGCAUCCGAUGCACCGCAAGAAGAUCCGGCUGGCCAUCGAGGAGCACCGGAACCCAUCGCUGGUGAGGUAUCCCGGCGUCGCCCAAUUGGGCCACAAUUGGGUAUGCAACGAAUGGCUGCCCGACUUGGGAUUAGCACAGUAUUCGGAAAGUUUCGCUACUAACAUGGUAGACGCCAGAAUGUUGGAGCAUUUGAGCAAAAAGGAAUUGGAGAAAUAUCUAGGCGUGACCAGGAAGUUCCAUCAAGCGUCAAUCGUACACGGAAUUCACCUUCUGAGAAUCAUGAAAUACGAUCGACAGGCGCUGGCAGUUAGAAGGCACCAAUGCGACUCCAUGGACGCCGAUCCCUUGGUGUGGACCAAUCAGAGGUUUGUUAGAUGGGCCAGGAGCAUCGAUCUCGGCGAGUACGCGGAAAAUUUGAAAGAUAGCGGCGUACACGGGGGCCUGGUGGUGCUGGAGCCGUCUUUCAACGGCGACACCAUGGCAACCGCCUUGGGCAUCCCGGCCAGCAAGAACAUCAUCAGAAGACACCUGACGGCGGAGCUGGAGGCGCUCAUCUUGCCAGCCAGAUCGACACUAGAGCACUAUGUACGAGUUAGGGCGAAAUCUAGAGUCCUGGGCGGUUCUUUGGGGCGUACUUUUUCGCGGUCGUGCGGCGGACUCGUCGGUACUUCUUCGGCUAAUCGGGAUUCGUUCGUCAAAGACCAGCAGAAGGCGAACAGCAGCAUUAGGAUCUUUAACGGACGUGGACCUGAAUUUUAGGGCAAAUUUUAACCCAACAAAUUGGAAACACCAAAAAUGAAUUAUGUAGUUUUAGAUUAAAUUUAAUAAUACCUACGCUGUAUAAUUUUUUCAUGUUCUGUGAUAUCGAUUAUUGUUUUACGUCGUGUGUCUAUUUAACAGUAUCCACUAGAAUUUUCGUAAAUCCAUCUGCAGUAAUACUAAUUAAUGGAACUUAAUUAGUUCGUUAAACAUUGAUAAAAUUAGUGCUACUUUGAAGUAGACACACACCGAUUUAUUUAUUUGUUGGUUAAAGUAAUUGUGCAAAAUUAUUUUUCAUAAUCAAAUCAAACCGAAAUGUAUUGUAUAUGUAAGAAAGAUAAUGGAUUUUAAGAAUAACAAUAACUAUUAACAAACAAUAAUAAUAACUAAAAUGCAAAAGUGUUUCAUAAU
Messenger RNA from Phyllotreta striolata, 4186 nucleotides. NCBI's taxonomy places the organism in Eukaryota, Metazoa, Arthropoda, Insecta, Coleoptera, Chrysomelidae. The record is from the annotation of a GenBank genome assembly.